Molecule: messenger RNA, 2845 nt
Organism: Acipenser ruthenus (sterlet)
Lineage: Eukaryota; Metazoa; Chordata; Actinopteri; Acipenseriformes; Acipenseridae
Product: death-associated protein 1 homolog
Exons: 4
Coding region: 156-470 (104 amino acids)
Biological process (GO): negative regulation of autophagy; apoptotic signaling pathway; cellular response to amino acid starvation
Molecular function (GO): death domain binding
Source: RefSeq, a predicted model, not a curated record
UUCUGACGUCAUCACGUUAGGACUAUUGCCAAACAGAGGAAGCACGAAAAAAAAAGCCACGUUGACGGUUCGUGGCUACUCAGAAGACAAAGUCAGCCUAACUAUAGCAAAAGGGAGAUUUGAGGGAAAACUUUCAACUAAACGAACUUAUAAACAUGUCAUCGCCACCAAAAGAGAAAACGGAAACAAAAGCUGGACACCUCCCUGCUGUAAAAGCAGGUGGGAUGCGAAUAGUACAGAAACAUCAGGGAGCUGGAGAACAGAACCAGGAAAAGGACAAAGACAGCAAAGAAUAUGAAAGCAGCAGUCCACCUAAACCGACUCUGGUAAUUUCUGGUGCAGUUACAAAGGGUGAUAAAGAUUUCCCUCCAGCAGCAGCCCAGGUCGCACAUCAGAAACCCCAGCCAUCCGUGGAGAAGCUGCCCUCAGCCCAUCAAAUCAAUCAGCACAUCCACCAGCCACGCAAGUGAACCAACAUCCAAGAGUCAGCCUAGAAUCCAUUCCAGGAGAACUUUGUGUCGGCAUGUUUGCACGUACAAGGAGCACACACAAAAUCAGCUUUUCUAGAUGUUUCAACUCUUGACAUUCCAUUAGAUUUUUUAAUUAUAUUUGAGGGUACUUGGUAUUCUGUAUAUUACAGUUUAUUGAAAGCAUGCAUGCCAUCAUGCUCUGGUUUUACCCGUGCUUUGUAGGGGAAUGAAUAGAAAUCUGUUUUCCUUUUGCAUGUAAACAGAUGUGGUACCUUUCAAGAAACAGGAUAAAUCAAAGCAUAAAUGUUGAUUUUAAAGGUGAAGACUGUGUUUUUUCUUCUCCGUGAAAAAAAAAAAAAAUCUUUAAGUAAUUUAUCCUUUUUAUGUAAUGUAAUCUCUUUUGGAAAAUGUGUCAAGAAUUGGUGUAAACAAAUUUGAUGAUGUCAGUGAUUAAUGGAUUUGAAAUAAACAAUGGUGGCUAUACUUUGUCUUAUUAACAAGUCUUGUUAUUAGAACUGAAAAAAAUAAUAGUACACACUUGUAAUUUUUGUUGAGCAUAGCAGGUUAAAUGUUUUUAGUUUUAGUUUUUGGCCAAAAUGACAGUACCUGUAAAUGAUACCUAGAGUGCAAUGUUCUCUGUGCUUGUCUCACAAACUUUAGGCGGAAAUCCAAGCCCAUAGUGGGUUGGGAGAUGCCAAAGUCGAUGUCCGCUUGCCGGCUCCAGCAACAUUCAACAACAAACCAAGACACGAACAAUUCAGUAAUAUUGCUUCAUUCACAUAUCUGGCACUGUCCAUAUAAACUACAAACUAUAAGGAGUUCUAAAAUGUAAAAAUGUAUUUGUUUAAAUAAAAAUAAAUUAUGUAUGUGAUCCUACUAUUUUCCUAAAACGUUUCUCAGUGGAACAGUACAAGACAAAUAAGUUCAAGGUAAAUCUAGGUUUUAAAGUGUUUUUUUAAAAAAUGAGCAAAUUUGUUUUCUAAUAGCGAUCAUGCCUUCCCGAUGAAGGCUCUACCCUGUGGUAGUUGAUCUUGACUUUUCUUCGCGCCCUUGCCUUUGGCUCGGGACGCAUAACUCCAGUAGCGGUCAACUGCCACACGACAGUGCAUGGAAGAACUGUACAUAGGCACUGGAACACAGUACAGUUGUCUUGCAUUUUUCAACAAGAUUCUCUGAUCCAAUGAGACUAAAAUAGAACUUUUCCCCAAAAAUGGACCAUCAUAUUUUUGGGGUAAAAAGGGGAAAACUUUCAAAGAAGAAAAGCUUGUACCUCCAGUUAAACAUGGAGGCGGUUCGGUCAUGAUAUAGGGGUGUUUUAGCAGUUCAGAGACUGGAGACAUGUAAUUGAAGAUCGAAUGAAUGCAGCCAUGUAUCAAAACAUCCUACAAAGAACAAUGAUAGCAUCUGCUAGUAUUAUUAUUUAUUUCUUAGCAGACACCCUUAUCCAGGGCGACUUACAAUUGUUACAAGAUAUCACGUUAUUUUUACAUACAAUUACCCAUUUAUGCAGUUGGGUUUUUACUGGAGCAAUCUAGGUAAAGUACCUUGCUCAAGGGUACAGCAGCAGUGUCCCCCACCUGGGAUUGAACCCACGACCCUCCAGUCAAGAGUCCAGAGCCCUAACCACUACUCCACACUGCUGCCCAGUAGGCUGAUUGGCAGAUAGUUUGUCUUCCAACAAGACAACGACCCAAAGCGUACCUUCACAAUCACCAGAUCUCAAUCCAAUAGAAAUGCUUUGGAUGAUCUGAAAAAAAGCUGUAGCCAAGCAUAGUAUCUAAUCUAUCUGAGCUAAAAGAAAUAUGUAAGACAGAAUGGACUCAGAUUUCACCAACAAAAUGCAACAUACUAGGGUUAUCAUAAAUAUCUCAAAGCCAUAAUAAAAGCAAAAACAUUCAAUACUAAAGCAGGGGUGCCAAUACAUUUGUCAUGCACAAAUAUUUUAAUGAAAUAAGUUUAUUUGUUUUUUGAUGAAAAUUAUUUGUUAAAUUACUAUAAAUUGUGUAUUUUGCCCUUUGUUAUACAAAAACAUGGUCAAAGGUUACAAAAUGCUUGUCCUUUAUCUGUUAGCUGGAAUUAUAGUAUAAUAAACAUAGGGUGUAAAUACUGUGUGACUCUGCGUGUAUAUAUAUAUACAUUACUUUAGCAUCAGCAGCAUAAGGAUAUUUUAACCUUCAAUCCUCACAUUGGUUCAAGGCAGUUAUACUUAAAAGAAAGGCUCUGUUCAAAUUAAAUAAAACAGAAACCUAGAGCAAUUACUUUUAAAGUUUCAGUCCCCAAAAUGUGAAUACCUGAAUUGACCUGUUGAAAGGAUUUUACUGAAACAUUGCUGUGAUGUGCUUGUCUACAAAAUAAAUCUGUAACAAUAUAGAUUC